This is a messenger RNA of Folsomia candida, 1305 nucleotides long. RefSeq names its product retinol dehydrogenase 12. Bases 141 to 1169 code for a protein of 342 amino acids. The record is from RefSeq and is a predicted model, not a curated record. Lineage: Eukaryota; Metazoa; Arthropoda; Collembola; Entomobryomorpha; Isotomidae. The transcript has 6 exons.
UCUCAUGAGUCCUCCAUAAAACCGAUGCUGAGAUACCAAACUUCAUACUUAUUCCCAAGUUUAGCUUUGUCAUCGCACUAGAAAAAGUUUAUAUUUAAUUUAAUUACUCGAGAAUCGAGUUACUUUAAUGAGCUGGUGAAAUGUUGGGAACAAUUUUAAUUCUGGUGGGUGGUGGCCUCGUCCUCCUUCGACUUUUUCUCAACAAGCUAUACGGAACCGUUGACCCAAACAAUGAGAUUAGCGCAAAAGGAAAAAUUGUCAUUGUUACUGGGGCAAAUGCAGGGGUAGGAAGAUCCACGACAUUGGAGUUUGCAAAAAGAGAUGCUCAUGUUAUUUUAGCCUGCAGAGACAUAUCCAGAGCAAAUGAAGCAAUCAAAUAUAUUCGGGAGCAGACCACAAAUGGCCAACUGGUGGUAAUGCAACUGGAUUUGGGUUGCUUUGAAUCUGUGCGAAAAUUUGCGACAGAGUUUAACAGGAAAUACGAAAAACUUGACAUUUUGGUGAACAACGGUGCAGUAAUGUUAAAUCCUGAUUCACAUUUGAAAACCACAGACGGCUAUGAGAUUCAUUUUGGGGUGAAUCAUUUGGGCCAUUUUCUUCUCACGAAGUUGCUACUGGAGAAACUUAAAGCUGCAGCUCCUAGCAGAAUUGUAACUGUGAGCGCACUUGCCCACAAUGUUGGUUCAGUGAACAGAAUUCUUGGAAUGGGAAAAACAACUGCGUCCGGAGAGCAGCCGAAAUACACUUACAGUUUUGUGGAUAGACUAUUUUUAAAGAAAAUUGGCCCAGGAAAUAAACCGUAUUCUGAUUCUAAGCUGGCAAAUGCACUGUUUUCAUUAGAAUUAGCAAGACGCCUGGAAGGUAGUGGGGUGAGAACAUACGCAUUAUGUCCAGGAAUUGUCAACACAGGGUUGGCAGACUCGUUGGAUAUUCCAAAGUUUUUGUACAUCCCAAUAAAAGUUAUUCUAAGGUACCUCCUCAAAACUCCAGAGCAGGGCUGUUGGACAACAAUGUAUUGUGCUCUUAGCCGGGAUCUCAUCAAUGAAAGUGGUUUAAUGUACCAACAUUGCGCCGCCUGGGACCCCAAAGACAGAAUUCGGUUGAAGGAAGAGGAUUCUGUGGAGCUGUGGAAUUUAAGUGAGCGGCUCACAGGAAUAAUUCCUCCAUAAUAACUUGGUCAUUUCGAGUGCAAAGAAUCAAUUUUUAAAUUAUACAAUAAAUCUACACUUACACUUAAAAGCUUCAUAGAAAGAUACAUUGUUUUACGAGAUACGUUAGUACUUAAAUAAAUUAUUUUUGAUUGCA